Molecule: messenger RNA, 4463 nt
Organism: Callorhinchus milii (elephant shark)
Lineage: Eukaryota; Metazoa; Chordata; Chondrichthyes; Chimaeriformes; Callorhinchidae
Product: extracellular sulfatase Sulf-2
Exons: 23
Coding region: 511-3138 (875 amino acids)
Cellular component (GO): Golgi apparatus; endoplasmic reticulum; plasma membrane
Molecular function (GO): N-acetylglucosamine-6-sulfatase activity; calcium ion binding; glycosaminoglycan binding
Source: RefSeq, a predicted model, not a curated record
CUUUAGAUGGGAAUAGCAUUGCUCCGCCUCUGCUUCUAGGAAACACCCAGCCUGAAGCUUUCACACUGGGUGCAAGUAGAGUACAGUGCAUAAUCCAGGCGUGUUUCAACAGAUGGUUGGAGCUGGCCUAAUUCAGUCAUCGCAGUUGAAUGAGGUUGAGAGGAGAAGCUAUUGAGAGCCCCUUUUGGAGCUGUGUGGUCUCAGAGUUUGCUUGGCAUUGUUAAGCGGACUCUUUUUGAGCAGCCUCUUGUCCCAGAAAUGAGAGGAGACUGACUGAUAAAGGUUCAAACACCCACUAUGUUACCAUGCUGAUUGCAGUCAGCUUGUCUUGUGCUGAAGGUGGACGGACGCACACCUUCUGUGACACUUUCGACAUCACAGCUGCGACGAAUCAGAAAGUUCCACCGAAACACUCUCUCGCUUUGAGGGGCAGAGAAGUGAGAUUAAAGAACUGAAAGCGACCGAAGCAAAGAAGAAAUACUCUCCUUCCUCGGGUGGACAGGAGGCACAAUGUUACAAUCAUGCCGGGCACUGGGGUUGAUUUUGCUGUGUGCUGUAGCUCUUGUGAGUCCCGGAUCAGCCGUCCUGCGCUUCAAAGCCCGUUUCCAACGAGAUCGCAGGAACAUCAGACCCAAUAUCAUCCUCAUUUACACGGACGAUCAAGAUGUGGAGCUUGGUUCCUUGCAAGUGAUGAAUAAGACCAAAAAGAUCAUGGAACAAGGAGGAGCCCAUUUCACAAAUGCUUUUGUGACAACACCCAUGUGCUGUCCUUCGAGGUCCUCUAUGCUCACAGGGAAAUAUGUCCACAAUCACAACACUUACACAAACAACGAGAACUGCUCAUCCCCUUCCUGGCAGGCCACACAUGAGGUCCGCACAUUUGCAGUACAUCUGAACAACACUGGAUACAGAACAGCUUUCUUUGGAAAGUAUCUCAAUGAGUAUAAUGGCAGUUACAUUCCACCCGGCUGGCGAGAGUGGGUUGGAUUAGUGAAGAAUUCACGGUUUUACAAUUACACACUUAAUAGAAAUGGCGUAAAGGAGAAGCAUGGAUUUGACUACUCAAAGGACUAUCUGACAGACUUGAUGACCAAUGACAGCAUGGAUUACUUUAAAUUGUCCAAGAAGAUUUAUCCGCACCGACCGGUCCUGAUGGUCAUCAGCCACGCGGCUCCUCAUGGACCUGAGGACUCAGCCCCUCAAUACUCCAGAAUGUUCCCCAACGCUUCCCAGCACAUCACCCCCAGCUAUAAUUAUGCACCCAACCCAGACAAGCACUGGAUUAUGAGGUACACGGGACCAAUGAAACCCAUUCACAUGGAGUUUACCAACAUGCUGCAGAGGAAGCGGCUGCAGACUUUAAUGUCCGUGGACGACUCAAUACAAAAGGUCUAUGACAUGCUGGUGGAAACUGGCGAAGUGGAAAAUACGUAUAUAAUCUACACUGCAGAUCACGGGUACCACAUUGGACAAUUUGGGCUCGUUAAAGGGAAAUCGAUGCCUUAUGAGUUUGACAUCCGCGUGCCAUUUUUCAUACGUGGUCCAAAUGUGGAGUCUGGAUCAAUAAUCCCACAAGUUGUACUGAACAUUGACCUUGCUCCAACAAUAUUAGAUAUCGCUGGCCUCGACAUUCCACCUGAAAUGGAUGGCAAGUCUAUCCUUAAACUCCUAGAAACCGAAAAACCCGUUAACAGGUUCAACUUAAACAAGAAAACAAAAGUUUGGCGAGAUUCCUUCCUUGUGGAAAGAGGCAAACUCUUACAUAAGAGGGAAGACAGUAACAAUUCUCAGGAGGAAAACUUUCUGCCAAAGUAUGAAAGAGUGAAGGAUCUUUGCCAGAGGGCAGAAUACAAGACACCUUGUGAACAAAUUGGCCAGAAAUGGCAGUGCGUGGAGGACCCGACAGGAAAGCUUCGGCUACACAAGUGCAAAGGGGUGGCCCUGGCAUCAUCAGUUUCCAGCAAAGAUGACACCAGCAGCCUUCAGCCCAAAUCCUACAGCAGCGAUGGAGAAGACUGCAAAUGCGAGGAAAAUCGUUACAAAAUAAGCCAAAGAGUGCGGCAGAAACAGAAACUAUUUUCCAAGAGAAAAUUGAAGCAGAACUACAUGCGCAACAGGUCUGUACGUUCAGUGUCCAUUGAACUGGAGGGAGAGGUUUAUGACCUGGAUUUGGAUGAGGGAUUUGAUCCAGUUGUGCCAAAGAACGUCAGUAAAAGGCAUUAUGUCGCUGACGAGGAUGAAGAGAACAUGGGUGAAAGCAGUGGCACUGACAAUAAUAAUGAAUUAAUCAUACCCAGUUCGAUUAAAGUCACACAUAAAUGCUAUAUAUUGGCCAAUGACACAGUUCAUUGUGAUGGCGAUCUGUACAAAUCGCUCCAAGCGUGGAAGGAUCACAAACUGCACAUUGAUCAUGAGAUUGAAACCCUCCAAACCAAAAUAAAGAAUUUACGUGAGGUUAGAGGACACUUGAAGAAAAAAAGGCCCGAAGAGUGUGACUGUUCCAAAUUGAGUUUUACCUCUAAACAUAAGGGAAUGAAAGGAAAGCUCAAGCACAAAGGAGCUAAUCGUCAUCCCUUCAAGAAAGGAGGCCAGGAUAAGAACAACAAUCUCUGGACCUUUAAGGAAGAGCGCAAGAAGAAGAAACUGCGGAAGAUGCUGAAGAGGCUGAGAAAUAAUGACACCUGCAGCAUGCCUGGUCUCACCUGCUUCACACAUGAUAACCAACAUUGGCAGACCCCCCCACAUUGGCAAUUGGGCCCCUUCUGUGCUUGCACCAGUGCAAAUAACAACACAUAUUGGUGCUUAAGGACCCUCAAUGAAACCCACAACUUCCUAUUCUGUGAAUUUGCAACAGGUUUUCUGGAGUAUUUUGAUAUGAACACGGAUCCUUACCAGCUUAUUAAUGUGGUGAACACAUUAGAUCGAGAUGUUCUGAACCAGUUACAUGUACAACUUAUGGAGUUACGAAGCUGCAUUGGCUCGAAACAGUGCAACCCACGCACCAGGAACAUGGACGCAGAAGAGAAAGCUGAGGAAAACUUUGAUCAAUACAGGCAAUAUCAGCGUCGGAAAUGGCCCAAAUCGAAGAGACCAAACUCCAAGUCCCUGGGACAACUGUGGGAAGGAUGGGAAGGCUAGACACCUGGGGAGCCCAGAUCUCACUGGAGGGCAUCAACUGGCAACAACUUGAACCUUUGUACAGACGAGAUGAAAACCUAUGUGAUUAUCAGCUAAAUUUCAAUGUUAGCCUUGAAGACUGGAUGAACAAUUGGGCUGAUGUAGAUAGAAUGUUUGCACUGUUGGGAAAUUUGAAUAGAUACCAAUAAAUCAUCUUCCAGGGAUGACGAGGGAGAGUCUGGUUGCUCGUCCCAGUGGCUGUAACUCAGAACAUUUCUUUACUUUGUCCAUAAUAAAAAAAAAACACCAGUUUUAAAAAUGGACUCUGUUGCCAUCGAGGACCUGAAUAACGAUUCAGUAUGAGCUGGGGUGGGGGCAGGAGGACAUACUUUGCUGCAGCAACAGGGAGCACAAGAAAUGCCAAUAACCAGUCAAAUAUAUUUAACUUAUCUGAUGGGGGAGAGGGCUGGGAGGGGAGGGGAGGGAACUCGUGCAACAAUUACAAGGAUAAGGUUGAUCAAAGUUCAAGAGACACUGGGACAAAAAUUCAAAAUCAAGAAUCAGAAGAAUCCGAUGGAGUUGUUUGUUUGGAGCCACGAAGACCUCGUGGAAUACAAACAACGUGACUGUGUGUGAGUUUAAGUGCAAGGAAAGAAAACACUUUAACAGAGGACAAUAAAUGUUAUUGAACACCCUCCCUCCCUCCCUCUCCCCCUCACCCUCACUCUCCCUCUCCCUCUCCCGGUCAUUCUGAUCGUUCUUCUGAGGAUUUCUGUGUUGUCUCAGGGUCUUGCAAUCCGUCCAGCAUUAGCCAUCAUUGUUUCUAGUCAGCUUCAAGAUUCACAACAACUAGAGAAACACUGUCUUCUUCUGUAUAAUAUGUAGGAUCACGACUUGUAAAUAUCUCCUUUUAUUGUCUGUCCAUCGAUGGAAGUUUUAUUCGAGUGAUUUAGAAUGUAAGUCGGUACAAUCUGGAGUGGCAGGUUACUAGGGCUGUACGUGCAAACACAGUCGCCAAAAAAAAAAAAAACACAAGUCACCAUUAAAAUUCCCGUCAUUUGAUUGAUUUAGGCAUUAUUUAAUGCUGUACGGGGAUCUGCUUUUUAGUUGCACCAGUUUGGAAUUCAACCAGCUACUGACAAUGCCUUAUUCAGAAAAUAGGUUUAUUCUAAUAUAACAGAACCUUUAUAGGAACCUUCUCCAUUGCACAGUGUUGGAACAUCUUUUCCUUUGUACAGACACAAAGUAAAGACAAAAAGCUCCAUGUCAAAGCACAUCAUUUCCUCACUUGUGAAAGAAAGACAUUAUUUUGAUUAAAAUAAUUAUUCCUUUGCCCCACGGAGGGG